UGGAUGCAGUUCAGUUUUGGAAACAUGCGACCCUUUUGCAGAAGCUUUCAUGUCAUUGAAAGCCUUUUUACCAACUCCAAGAGUAAGAUUAUGAAUUAUAAAUGUAGAAGUUCCAAUCCUAGAUUGUUUGCUUUCGAACCUAAUGUGCCUAUGUUUGGGAGGGGAACUGCAGCAAGCUUUCUUCAACAGCCAGCUAAUUACUCACAGGGCAGCCCAUUUCCAUUGCUACUUAAGUGUACUUCUUCUUCUUCAGCUACAUCACAAGCGGUAGCUGGUGCUUACAACGAAUUUUCAACAUCUUAUAAUGGCAGACCUUUGGUAUCAUUGUUCUACAAAAGCCCUGGACAGGAGCUAUUUCGACCCAAUAUGUUUGGGUCUUGUGCCCCCAUCAGGUUCUUAACAACCAUGGGUGAUGCCGCGGAACCUGUUGCACAGGACUCUUCUUCAGUUAGCCCUGAGACAGUUCGGCCCAUCAAAUUCAAAAGGCCCGAUAAAACAGCCAGGCACAUAAUGCAGAUUUUGGACAAGGAAGCAGUGGAGGCAGUAAAGGCAGAUAGAGAGAUCCCUGACAUAAAGCCUGGUUAUACUGUCCAGCUUAAAGUGGAAGUGCCUGAGAACAAGCGUCGAGUUUCGAUUCUGAAAGGCAUUGUUAUAGCAAGGCGCAAUGCUGGUCUGAAUACAACAUUUAGAUUACGGAGGCUGGUAGCAGGUGUUGGAGUGGAAUCUGUUUUCCCUUUAUACUCUCCCAACAUAAAGGAAUUCAAAGUGCUGGACAAGAAGGAAGUCAGGAAGGCAAAGCUGUAUUACCUUAGGGACAGAAUGAAUGCUCUCAGGAAGUAAGGGCUGUACAAGUGAGACUCUCCCCCUGAUUUUUCUUCCCAAUGGAUUUGAUUGAAUCAAUUUCCAUAUUUUAUUCGAAUGCAUCAGCUGAUGCUUUUGCACACAAGAUGUCUAGGGAAAUGGUACCUGGAUCCACAGAUACCUAACAUAUGGUUUCAUCGGAUUGCAUCUAGAUUUUGGGUCUGAUUAAGAAUCCAGAUCCUAAGUUGGAUCGGAUUCCUGUCAAUUUUGGGUAAUAAAAAUCUCUAAAUCUGUUCACAGAUGUUGGUUCUGAUCUAAUCAGGUCUAUAUGUGGGUGCAAUGCUUCAAAUCUGAUUAGAAAUAUGGUCAGAUACCUGAAUCCACCAUAUGUGUACACGUUUUAUUUUUAUUUUUAAUUUCAUUAUUUAUUUUAUUACGUUGGUAUUUUAGAAACUUGCUGCAAGCAUGCUUCUAGUGCACAUAUGAAUCUGAAUCUGGUUAUUAGACA
Molecule: messenger RNA, 1309 nt
Organism: Magnolia sinica
Lineage: Eukaryota; Viridiplantae; Streptophyta; Magnoliopsida; Magnoliales; Magnoliaceae
Product: large ribosomal subunit protein bL19c-like
Exons: 5
Coding region: 4-840 (278 amino acids)
Biological process (GO): translation
Cellular component (GO): ribosome
Molecular function (GO): structural constituent of ribosome
Source: RefSeq, a predicted model, not a curated record